UACUCAGAUCAUACGAAAAAUUAUAUAUUUGGAUGAUGAGUUCGAAUUAUCAUUUGAAUACUACAUUCAGUAUUGGCACUUCUAAAAUUGCUAAAACGCGUAUUCAAUAAGUUCUUCUUCUUUGAACAAAUUAGUAAAAUAAAUUUAAAUUAAGAAAUCAGCGAAUAUAAGUGCGAUGUCCAGAAACUCUUGAAUUGAUAGAAAUCUCUAGACAGAAAAAAUAAGUUGCAGUAAUACAGACAGACCAUUUGCCAGACUGAGAUUGUGUGAACAGAGUCGCCUACAACUAUCAUUGCCAACUAUACAAUGUGAAGGUGGUUAUAUCGCUUUGGGUCUCAGUCUUAAUCCAAGUAAAGUGGAUUGGGGUCGCUGAUUAACUGCAAUAAUAGCAUGUACCCUGUCACUUCAAUGUGCCAGUCGUUCGUAACGGAGGCGCCUCAAAGUAGGCCAGCAUUGGGCGGCGUUUCGCUGUCAUUAAUCAAAAGUACUUAGCGGCCAUUGCGAUAUUGGCCAAGCCAAGGCGCCAUAUUCGCAGCUGUUGACCAUCUUAGUGAGAUAAGGUUGAGCAUUAAAUGCCACGCCGUGUGGCAAUUCCAGUUAAACAGCGAUCCACACUGGAAAUUCUGGCUGGGUAGACCCCAUUUAAAGAGUUCCAAACAUGAUUAAUUAAUUAUUAAUUUGGUUCUGGGCUUGACUCGACGAAGACAAUACCAAAUGGCGUAGGUUGCCCUAUCUAGGCAAAAUAAAAAUAUCCGCAUAAUAAUUAGCAUUAAGGUUUUAUAAUUCAUAUUGAUUGAUUAGGGCCAAAAUUUCAAAGUCGAAACCUUGCGCUGGUCGGGGCCCGCUGCUACCACGAGCAGCCAGCCCAACCAGCCCGCUCAGUUGUAUUUGGACAGUAUGUCGCAGCAGAGGUUAAGGAUCAGCAAUUCCAGUCCCGGCUCGAGAUGGAGAUAUCUGAGGUUGCGUUCGGAGCACAGAUCGCGAAUAGCUGCCUUUUUUGGCGAGCUGGUGGGCACGGCCACUUUCAUAUUCAUCGCCUGUAUGGGCUGUGUGACCACGCCCAUAUUCCUUAACUCCCACUUCGAACUGAGCCUAAACUUUGGUCUCGCCAUACUGAUUGCCAUACAGAGCUUUGGCGCCAUUUCGGGCGCCCAUCUGAAUCCGGCCAUCACACUGGCCGCCUUAAUCUAUGGCGCUCUUGGUUGGGCCAUGGCAAUUGCAUAUUUGGUGGCCCAGGUGGCAGGUGCUCUCAUCGGUUACGGUUUGCUGAAGGCCGUGUUGCCCCUGAAUGCCAUCAUUGGUGUGGACGAACCGGCUGGUGUCUGUGUCACGGUUCUCAGCAGCGACAUUUCGGUGCUUCAGGGCGUCUUCAUUGAGCUACUAAUCACCAGUUGCCUGACAAUGGUCGCCUGCUCGGUGUGGGAUCCACGCAAUGAUAGACUCAAGGAUUCGGUGCCGAUACGUUUUGGCCUAACAGUCGCGAGUCUCAAUUUGGCAGCGGGCCUAUUCACCGGCUCAAGCAUGAACCCGACACGAUCCCUAGGACCUGCUGUGUGGAACAAUUCCUGGCAGCAUCACUGGAUCUACUGGGUGGGUCCUUUAGUGGGUGCCGCACUCACUUCGCUUAUCUACCGAUUUGCUUUCAAGGGUCGCAGCGAUGAAGUAAUUGAACUCCGCAGUUCAAAUGCCAAAAUACAAUUUAUUGAUAAGGUUUAGAGGUUAGGCUGAAGCUUUAGAAGCCAUAUUAUUUUUUAAGUUAACCCUAAGUUUAAUAAACUAUUAACUAGUUCAUGAACAUCGCAUAGAAAGGCGGCAUAAAGGAGAGGAAACAAAAAACAGCUGAGAGAGACGGUAGAAAAUAGCGAGGAGAAACUGUGUCCCUAUGCGAGAAACAUAAAUAAAAAGUGUCUCAAAUACUAAAAUUUAGACAGAAAAAAAA
This is a messenger RNA of Drosophila virilis, 1939 nucleotides long. RefSeq names its product Entomoglyceroporin 3 (gene Eglp3). Gene Ontology annotation, biological process: transmembrane transport. Gene Ontology annotation, cellular component: plasma membrane. Gene Ontology annotation, molecular function: channel activity. The record is from RefSeq and is a predicted model, not a curated record. Lineage: Eukaryota; Metazoa; Arthropoda; Insecta; Diptera; Drosophilidae.